UCCCUAGAACCCCAUGCCAUGGGAAGACGACUCCGGCGCGAAGUUCGUGUGCAGUCUGUGCCACAAGACAUUCUAUAAUGCAGUCGCGCUGCAGAACCACAAGAACAUGCAACACGACGCGCAGUGCUCGGGCAGCGAUGCCGAGUUCCAGUCGGCCACGGGCCAGGUGCAGUGUAUGAGCGGCAUCAGCAGUUAUGACUACAAGUUCUAUCCGUUGAAAAAACCGUACGAUCCCAGUGAAAUAAUAAUCCAAAAAGACGGCAUAACGACCAAAACAUUUUCGGAAGAUACCACGUUCCUUAUAGUGAAGGUAGAGGGCGUCAGCAUCGACGACAAGAGGCGGCGGCUCGAGGGCGUGGUCAAGAGAGCGAGGAUGAAGCCGGUCAAGCAGACUGUCGACUUGAGGGGUCCCUUCACAUGCACCUUGCCAUCGACGUUGCGGCCCGACAUGCAGUGUCACCAAGUGUUCUUCAAUUGCUGCCAAUACUCCCUUCACUACCGAGAGGAACAUACUAAGCGACGAAAGGCCGCGUUGCGGUGCCAGAUAUGCGAGAAACGAUUGGACGAAGACUUUUAUUUAGGCUUGAGAGCACCGACUCGAGCUACGUUUUCCUGUCGUCUAUGUAACAUGACUUUUCACGAUAGUUUGGACUAUGAUGAGCACAACAGUUCCGUACACGCUAAAGUCAAGCCUCACCAGUGUUCACUCUGUGCAAAACGCUUCACUCAGCAAGGCGGUCUGCAGCAACACAUGCGAAUGCACAGCGGCAUCCGCCCAUUCGCCUGCACCUUCUGCCCUAAAGCUUUUACUCAACGGGCCGGAUUGGAUCAGCAUUUACGCAUCCACACUAAAAUAAAGCCGUUCAAAUGUGUUAUCUGUCACAAGUGCUUCUCCCAAUCAGUACACUUGCGGCAGCAUAUGCGCACUCACACUAACAUUCAGCCGUUCGAGUGUUCGGUUUGCGGGCGGCGGUUUAAGCAGACGAGUCACCUGAACUUCCACAUGCGGUCGCACGCGAACGAGUGUCAGGCGGGGGUGAUGGAGAAGUUGGAGCAGUUGGCGCUGCACGGGCAGGCGUCGCCGCUGAGCCUGGCGCGGCUGCAGCCGGUGCGGGACGGGGACACGCUGUACUACGCCGCCGAGCUGGCCACGCCGGACUCUCACUACUACCAGCAGGUCGCCGAGUCGGGAAACUACCUGCAUGCUUGAGGUAGACUUUCAUUGCUUGCUUAAUCUUGCAUAGUUGUAUUUUGUGCGUAGCCGCCUUAUAGGCUUACAUACAUGCCUUGUAGCACGUUUUUAUUAUUCCAAUGCAAUUCACUGUGACACUGCACGUAGCUUUAAUUGUAUAAGUGUAAAAGGGUACGUAGCACAAUGUUUAAAAUGAAAAAACCUAACGUUAAAUGACCUACGUUCAAAAUACCUAAAAUCAAAAUACCUAAUGAUUUUAAAUACCUAAGCAAGUUA
Molecule: messenger RNA, 1468 nt
Organism: Leguminivora glycinivorella
Lineage: Eukaryota; Metazoa; Arthropoda; Insecta; Lepidoptera; Tortricidae
Product: zinc finger protein 12-like
Exons: 3
Coding region: 14-1210 (398 amino acids)
Cellular component (GO): nucleus
Source: RefSeq, a predicted model, not a curated record